This is a messenger RNA of Zychaea mexicana, 1161 nucleotides long. RefSeq lists its product as uncharacterized. NCBI's taxonomy places the organism in Eukaryota, Fungi, Mucoromycota, Mucoromycetes, Mucorales, Lichtheimiaceae. The record is from RefSeq and is a predicted model, not a curated record. Gene Ontology annotation, cellular component: cell division site; cytosol; ubiquitin ligase complex. The coding region runs from base 1 to 1161 and encodes 386 amino acids. Gene Ontology annotation, biological process: mitotic spindle assembly checkpoint signaling; negative regulation of septation initiation signaling; protein ubiquitination. Gene Ontology annotation, molecular function: protein binding; ubiquitin protein ligase activity. The transcript is spliced from 6 exons.
AUGCUUACAGCAGCACUAUCGUCUCCAACAACCUCACGUCAAAUAAGGUCAUCGACAGCCACUGAAGAGAACAAUAACACAUUCCGCUCAUCAACAGUUACAACGAGCAACAACAACAACAACAACAACAAUAGCAGCAGCAGCAGCAAUCACAAUGACAGUGCCAGAACUAAUAGUGAGAAUUGCAUCUCAGAAACAAACGAAGAUUCACCAACACCACACAUUCGCAUUGUUCCACAUUUGGAUUCCCCACGGUCACUCGUCUUCAGUGUGAUUGAACGGGAUGUGCGGGGAGACACCGUCCUGAAAAUCGGACGGUUCACAGAGCGAUUCUUAUCACCGAACCGGAUUACGUUUAGAAGCAAGGUGGUAAGCCGAGGUCACGCUGAAAUAUGGACUGAAGGCGGCAAGUUCUUUAUUCGCGACACACGCUCGUCGUCUGGAACCUUUCUCAACCAUGUCCGGUUAAGCGCACCCAACCAAGAGUCAAGGCCCUUCCAGCUCAAGGAUGGCGACGUUGUCCAGUUAGGCGUGGACUAUCAGGGCGGAACAGAAGAGAUAUAUCGAGCCGUCAAAAUGCGUCUUGAACUGAACCGAACCUGGCAGCAUCAAACAAACACGUUUAGCUUGAAUACGUUUCAGUCUUUGCGCAACUUGACUACGCCGCCAAACAACGUCAGUGUACUUGAUGCAGCCAUGGGUAAUGCUGGUGGAGUAACAGCAGCAGCAACAGCAACGGGAGAUUUGGCGGAUCGCGAAAAUAUACAUAUCGAAGACUGCUGCAUUUGUCUUUAUGCAAUUGCGCCGUUCCAAGCCUUAUUUGUCGCACCCUGUUCGCACACUUUCCACUUCAAAUGCUGCCGACCACUAUUGCAGAGCUAUCCCGGUUUCCUAUGUCCACUUUGUAGAAGCUAUGCUGAUCUCGAUGCAAGCGUGGCAGUAGAGGCUACUGAGGUACUCGAAAUGUUGAAAAAGCGAGCACAAGAAGAACAAACUACUACCACUGAAGGUGAACCAUCCACUUCGUCGCUGCCGCAGGAAUCGAAAAGCGCUGAAUGUGCCUCCACCUCAGAAGAGAACACUGUUACUACUACUGCUACUGCUACUGCUACAACUACUGCAGCUGCCGUUGCCGCUACUGCAUCCACGUCGUCUUCGUGA